Messenger RNA from Diachasma alloeum, 1504 nucleotides. RefSeq names its product leucine-rich repeat extensin-like protein 2. Bases 50 to 1354 code for a protein of 434 amino acids. The transcript is spliced from 6 exons. Lineage: Eukaryota; Metazoa; Arthropoda; Insecta; Hymenoptera; Braconidae. The record is from RefSeq and is a predicted model, not a curated record.
UCAGCGCGUGCACUUCCGUGAAACCGUUUGACUAUUGAAGACAGGAGCCAUGAGAGGUCUUCCGACUAUAUUAUUCCUCGGGGGAAUGUCCUUGAUCAUUAGCUUAUCAGGAUGCGAUGCCCAGAAUGUCGAGGGUGGCGUGAAGUUCACGGGAUUCUUCGCGCCGGUUAAAAGAUUCGAGUGCAGAUUUUUGCAACCAAUCAAAAUAUUCAUUCCCUGGUUCCCCGAUUGUGGUUCAAACACCCGAGGAUCAAAAUCAGAUUCUUCGUCGAGUUCUUCAUCGUCGAGUUCGUCAUCGUCGAGUUCGUCGUCUUCGUCGAGUUCAGAAGAGGAAGGAGGUGCGGGACCUGAGCCAGACGCGAGUGGUGAACCUGAACCUGAACCCGAGGCGGAACCCGAACCAGAAGCACAUGGAGAACCCGAAACCGAACCUGAAGCCGAAACCGAACCGGAACUUGAAUCCGAACCUGAAUCCGAAACCGAACCGGAACCCGAACCUGAAUCCGAACCGGAACCUGAAGAAACCGAACAUGAAUCCGAAACUGAGCCGGAACUUGAAUCCGAACCUGAACCCGAAACCGAACCGGAACCUGAAUCCGAACCGGAACCUGAAGAAACCGAACAUGAAUCCAAAACUGAGCCGGAACUUGAAUCCGAACCUGAACCCGAAAACAAACCUGAACCCGAACCUGAAUCCGAAACCGAACCGGAACCUGAAUCCGAAACCGAACCUGAAUCCGAAUCUGAGCCGGAACUUGAAUCCGAACCUGAAUCCGAACCGGGACGUGAAUCCGAACCUGAACCAGAAAUCGAACCGGAACCUGAAUCCGAACCAGAAGCAGAGGAUGAAUAUGGGAUAAACGGAGAAUUUUAUUUCAGCCUGAAUUUCAACGAAACUGAAGACGUUAUCUCGGCAUACUGCCGAUGGACAGCCCCCUGCGACUACACCUGGCUUGAGGAUGUGAACGAGGAAACUAACAUAACGAUGGGCUGGGAGGUGACAUUCAACUUCGACCCGUACGAGGAUCAUCUUGACGAUCGAAUAAACAUUUGCGAGGCCAGUCGUAUGCCGAAGAACUCUUGGGCGAAUAUAGCCUGGAGAGCCCUUUCACACAUCAUAGCCGAGGAUUCUGACGGCUGCGACAUCAAAGCUGGAAAAUACACUUUUGAAAAGAGCGAAGAGAAUUUCUACUUCACGCCUGAAAAACCAAUUCCGUGCCGCGACUUGACCCUUAACUUUGACUUGUAUCAUAACAGCGAGAAGCGGUUCUUCCAGUCGACGACCAUGUACAAGAUACCCAAAGACAGUCCUAACUGCACGCAAGAUGAGAACUCGGGAAGUCCUAGGAAAUGAGUCGAUGAUGUCAAUAAGCACAAUCCUUUAUUGAAUUGUUUACUUUUAUCGAAUUGUUUACCUCACGCACUGUUGGCAAUUUUUUGAAAUUCAAGUAACAGAUGCAUUUGUAUUUUUAAUAUUCUGAACUUAAAUUCAAUUUCAGACUGA